Messenger RNA from Antechinus flavipes (yellow-footed antechinus), 8626 nucleotides. It is a transcript of the gene STAB1, whose product is annotated as stabilin 1. NCBI's taxonomy places the organism in Eukaryota, Metazoa, Chordata, Mammalia, Dasyuromorphia, Dasyuridae. Gene Ontology annotation, molecular function: calcium ion binding; hyaluronic acid binding. Gene Ontology annotation, biological process: cell adhesion. The record is from RefSeq and is a predicted model, not a curated record.
UCUGGAUCAUCUGUGUCCUAGACAGCCUCCGGAGGUUCCUCUGCCCACAGUCCUCUUCCCCCAUCCUGAGGCUGCCGAGUCCUGCAGCGCUUGGCCAUGUCUGGCCCUGGCAGGCCGCGUCUCCUCUGGCUCCUGGCUCUCUGGCUGGCUGGUGUGGGCCAGGGGAAGGGAGACAAGAUCCAUUCCAAACACUGUAACAUGAAAACAAAGUUCCUCACAAAUUCUCCAUGUACCUCCUGUGUGGCUUUUAAGAAUCAGGCCUGCCCAGUAGGCUGGACCAAGAAUUGGGAGAAAGGCCCUGAGGACUGCAGUUAUUCUGUGACUCUGGGAGAGAAUACCAUCUUGAUGUCUGGAUGCAGCCAGGUCUGCUGGAAAGAGGUGGAAAAGAAGGCCUGCUGUCCUGGGUACUGGGGCUCUGAAUGCUAUGAGUGUCCUGGGGGACCUGAUAAACCCUGUAAUGGGCAUGGUACCUGCCUGGAUGGAAUUGGUCAGAAUGGGACCUGUGUGUGUGAGGAAGCAUAUGGCGGCUUUGCCUGCCAGGACUGCAAGGAUGGGAACUCAUUUGGUCCUGACUGCAAGUCAGUGUGUACCUGUGUCCAUGGUGUGUGCAAGAACGGGCCCCAAGGUGAUGGGAGCUGUGUCUGCUUUGCUGGUUACACUGGCCCCCGGUGUGACCAGGAAGCGGCGGCCUGCAAGGACUUGGCCUGCCCACAGAACUCACAGUGUGUGAACACAGAUACUGGGGCACCCAGCUGCAAGUGUCUCCCGGGCUACCGUCUCCGGGGCACCAAAUGCCAAGCCCAAGAUCCCUGUUCUUCCUGCUCUCCUUUUGCUACAUGCUCAACCCUGGAGAAUGGAGACUUUGAAUGUCAGUGCAAGGCUGGUUACCAUGGUGAUGGGAAAUUCUGCCAGCCCGUGGACCCCUGCACUUCCAACUAUGGUGGCUGUCCCAGUAACACCACCCGGUGCCUAUAUCUGGGUCCAGGCAAGUCUAUCUGUGCCUGCAAACCAGGCCUAACCGGUAUUAGCCACAACAUCUCGGAAGGUUGCAGACCCAUCAUCUCCUCCUGCCGUAAUUUCUUCUGCGACAGUUCAGCCACUUGCCAGCUGGAUGUGCAGGGCAGACCCAGGUGUACCUGCAAAGAAGGAGAGAUCGGAGAUGGACGCUCCUGUUAUGGACACUUUAUCAGGGAGCUGGAGAGAGCCAAUAGCCAGCACCGGUUCAAAAGGAAGUUAUCUACAGCCCUCAGCAUGCUGGAAAAUGGCUGUGGGGAGAUCCUAUCCAAGUCCGGGCCUUUCACAGUGCUGGUCCCAUCCUUGUACGUGUCUCGGACCUUGAAUGAGUCGGUGUCCAAGUCGCUAUGCAAGCUGUACAUCGUCCCCGGACAGCACUUGAUAGAGGAGCGCUUCUCGGCUCCCUCAUACUCCCAGACGUGGUGGACACUGGCCGGAGAAUCGCUGACCAUCACUGGCAGCAAGUACCUAAGCCCUGGGAAAACCAUCAAGUACAAUGACCAGCCACGCUCGACCUACAGCAUCGUGCAGACCAACUUGCCAGCCUCCAACGGCGUCUUCCAUCUCAUCAGCAACAUCCGCACGUCGCCCCCUCCGUCCUUCAUCCCGGGAGAUCCGCAGAAAUCCAUCGGGAAGAUUCUGGCUUCUAUGGAUGUCUUCAGCCGGUUUGAAACCAUUCUGGAGAACUGUGGCCUCCCUUCCAUCCUUGAAGGCCCAGGGCCCUUCACUGUAUUUGCCCCCAGCAACACUGCGGUGGACAGCAUGCGAGAUGGGAGGCUCAUUUACCUGUUCACGGAGGGCAUCUCUAAACUUCAGGAAUUGGUGAAACAUCACAUUUACAGCAGUGCUGGGCUGACUGUGGACAAGCUGAUCUCCUUGAGGCAAAUCCAGACCAUGGCCAACCAGGUCCUGUUCACGAACAUCACAGAGGAGGGCCGCAUCCUCUUGGGGUCUCCCGGCAUCCCCUUGAAGACCGUGGAUAUCGUGGCGUCCAAUGGGAUUAUUCACCUGCUGGAUGGUAUUUUGCUGCCCCCGUCCAUCCUGCCCAUCCUGCCCCAUCGGUGCAAUGAGAACCAGUACAAGAUUGUGUUGAGUACCUGUGGAGAUUGCCAGGCCCAGAACACCAGCGUGUGUCCCCCCGACAGCCAAAUGCUGAACAUUUUCCCCAAGGAGUGUGUUUACAUCCAUGACCCGGACGGUCUGAAUGUGAUGAAGAAGGGCUGUGCUCGAUACUGUAACCAGACCGUUGUGAAACUCGGCUGCUGUAAAGGCUUCUUUGGCCCCGACUGUUCCCAGUGUCCCGGCGGAUUCUCAAAUCCCUGCUAUGGCAAAGGCAAAUGCAGUGAUGGUAUCCAGGGCAACGGGGCCUGCACCUGCUUCAAAGCCUACAAGGGCGUGGCCUGCCACAUCUGUGCGGAUCCCAACCGGCAUGGAGAGCAGUGUGAGGAAGAAUGCGGAUGUGUCCACGGCAUCUGUGACAACCGGCCCGGCAGCGGGGGGACGUGUCAGAGGGACACGUGCACCAAGGGCUUCAGCGGCCCCUUCUGCAACGAGUCCUCGGCUGACUGUGGCCCCUCCGGCCUGGACCAGUACUGCCACCCCCAGGCCCGCUGCGUCACCCUCCAGGGCCGCGCCGUGUGCGUCUGUCCCCCUGGCUUUGAGGGUGAUGGUUUCUCCUGCGAGGUCAAGCACCCCUGUGACCGCCCCGAUCGAGGUGGCUGCUCUGAGAACGCCCAGUGUAUCAGGAACGCCUCCGCCCCCCACCAAUGUGUGUGCAACAAGGGCUGGACAGGAAACGGCAAAAUCUGCGUGGCCAUUAACCCGUGUGUGCUGGAGACCCGGGGCGGCUGCCAUGCGGAGGCCUACUGCAGCUUCACUGGGCCAGGGCAGAGUUCUUGUAUGUGCAAGACGGGCUUCGCCGGGGACGGCUAUGAGUGCAGCCGCAUCAACCCGUGUCUGCAGGCCCACAAUGGCGGCUGCCACAAGCUGGCCACCUGCCGGCCCCGAGACGAUGGAUCUCCGCCGCUCUGUUUCUGCCCAGACGGCUACGGCGGAGAUGGCUUCACCUGCUACGGGACCAUCCUGGAGGAGCUGAAGAGGAAUGACCACUUUGCUGAGUUCUAUCAAUGGAUUAAGAGAGCUGGCUUCGCCCUCCCUGCCAGAGGCAACUUCACAGCCUUGGUGCCGUCAGAAGCUGCCAUCCAGAGCCUGAGUCCCGAAGACCAGGCUUUUUGGCUGCAGCAACAACAACUGUUGCACCUGCUCAGGGCCCACUUCCUCCCAGAUGCUCUGACCACUAGGAAGCUGUCUGACCUCUUUGGGCAGGAGGUGAUCACCCUGAACCCACCCACCCGCUGGGAGAUCAGCAACAGCAGCGGGGGGAUCACCAUCCAGAAUGUGAGUGUGGCGGUAGCCGACAUCCUCGCCACCAAUGGGGUCCUGCACAUCCUCAGCAAGGUCCUGCUGCCCCCUCGGGCGGACGCGCCCCCGCCCAAGCUGAGUCUGAGACAGCAGCUGGAUACCGUGCCUUCCUUCAGCAUCUUUAAGGAGUUGUUACUGCGAUACCAGCUGCUGUCCCAGAUUGAGGCUGCUGCCAAGUAUACCCUCUUUGUGCCCACAAACGGCUCGGUGGAGGAGUACUGCCUGAAAGCCAACCUGAGUGCCCUGGACGUGGAAACUGUGAAGCGCCACGUGCUCCUCGGCGAGGCUCUCACCCCGGACGCCCUGCGGCCCGGGAUGCACCGAAAUUCCCUCCUGGGCUCCUCCUACGAGCUAAUCUUCUUCAUUGGGGAGGGGGGCCUGUCUCUGGUGAACCAGGUCCCCGUGGUGGGUCCCACGCUGAAGCCCCAGGGGGGCGUCGUGCUCGGCUUGGGCGGAGUCCUGGCCGAGAGGACGAACGUCUGUCUUCGAGCGCUCGAGAAGGCGGUCAAGAAGAAAUGUGGCAGCUGUGAGCGGAGAUACCGCUGUUCUUCCGGCUAUAAGAUUCAGAAAGGCCCCAGAGAGAGCUGUAUCUACUUGUCAAAUGGAAUUCGGACCAUAGGCUGCUACUAUACGUGUGUUAAGAAAAAAGAGAUCCCCGACUGCUGCCCUGGCUUCUUUGGAACCCUUUGUGAGCCCUGCCCUGGGGGUCCAGGUGGUAACUGCUCAGGCCAUGGGCAGUGUCAGGACGGCCUUCUGGGUAGCGGAGAGUGUCGCUGCCACGAAGGCUUCCAUGGCACUGCCUGUGAGGGAUGUGAGCUAGGGCGCUAUGGGCCCGACUGUGCUGGAGUUUGUAACUGUGGCCAUGGAAUGUGCCAGGACGGGCUGCUGGGGGAUGGGAGCUGUAGCUGCAAUGUGGGCUGGAAGGGCCCCCGCUGCGACCAAGAGAACAAGGAUUCCUUGUGUCCGGAAAGAUGCGACCCUUUUGCCAACUGCAUCAACGCCUCCUGUGUCUGUUCUGCUGGAUACGCUGGCAACGGCACCAGCUGCUCAGAAGUGGACCCCUGUGCCCAGGAUCACGGAGGCUGCUCCCUUAAUGCGAACUGCACCAAGGUGGCCCCCGGGCAGAGGACGUGCACCUGCAAGGAGGGCUACGCCGGCGACGGGGAGCUGUGUCUGGAGGUCAACAGCUGCCUGAUCAAGAAUGGUGGUUGCCACGCCAGGGCCGAGUGCACCCCGACGGGGCACAGUCAGGUGGCCUGUAACUGCGGACCUGGUUAUACUGGGGAUGGAAUCCAGAGCUGUGACCCCAUCAACCCCUGCACACAGGACAACGGAGGCUGCAGCCGCUUUGCUUCAUGUAACAACACAGGGCCCGGGGAGCGGACCUGCACGUGCGGCGUCACGACCGUGGGCGACGGCUUCACCUGCCGGACCAGGAUAAGCCUGGAGCUGCUCCGGGACAAGGACGCCGCCUUCUUCAGCCACUACUUCAUGGAAUACCAGGAAUUGAAGGGAGAUGGACCCUUCACGGUCUUCGUCCCUAGGGAAGAUCUGAUGAAGAACUUUAGCCGGAGAGAGCUCUCCAAGUUCAGCGACCACCGGCAGCUCCUGUUCCGGUACCACACGGUGGGCUGUAGACGCCUGCUGGCCCAGGACCUGCUGGAGGCCGGCUAUGUGACCACCCUGUCUGGCCACAAGCUGCACUUCAGCCAGCGUGAGGGAAGCCUCUACAUCAAUGAGUAUGCCCAGGUGGUGACGGAAGACCAGCUGGGGGUGAACGGCGUCCUCCAUUUCAUCGACAAACUGCUGCUGCCCCCGGAGCUGGUGCACUGGGCCAACGACUCCUCGCCGCCUCCCAAGCAAAACAUCACAGAAGCAGCUCAGAGCUGGGGCUACACCAUCUUUAGCAAACUUCUGACGACGGCCAGGCUGCUCCCCAUGUUCCAUGACAAGGCUCACCAGCCCUUCACCGUCCUGUGGCCCUCGGAUGAAGCCUUGAGAGCGCUCCCCCCCGAGCGUCAGGCCUGGCUCUUCCACGAGGACCAUCGGGAUAAGUUGGCAGCCAUCUUGAAAGGCCAUGUGAUCCGCAACGUCAAGGCCCUGGCUUCUGACAUACCCAACCUGGGCGAGCUCCGAACGAUGCACGGCUCCCCCAUCUCAUUCUCCUGCAGCAAGACCCUGCCCGGCGACCUCUUGGUUGGCGAGGGUGAAGCUCGAAUCGUGCAGCGAUACAUGGAGUUCGUGGGGGGCAUUGCCUAUGGCAUCGACCAGCUCCUGGAGCCCGUGGGGCUGGGCUCCCGCUGUGACCACUAUGUCAAGGAGCAGUUGUCGACGUUCCGACAGUACUGUGGCUCGUGUGUCAUGCUGCCCCUUUGUCCUGUAGGAUACAAAGACGAGGGGGAGGUCGAGCACUGCUUGAGGAGGCCUUUCUUUCUGCGAUACACCUAUUACGACUCGUUUUCAUUCUCCCGAAAGUCUCCGAAACUCGGCUGUCGUCGCCGUUGCUUUGCAGUCACCUGGAAGCCAGCUUGUUGCCGGGGGCACUAUGGCAUCGAUUGCCAAGUGUGCCCAGGGGGAGCAGAAAACCCAUGUAAUGGCAAUGGAGUGUGCGAUGAUGGACUGAUAGGGACUGGAGCCUGUAGGUGCAACCAGGGUUUCAACGGGACAGCCUGUGAGCUCUGUGCUGCAGGGGCUUUUGGCCCUCACUGUCAAGCGUGUCAGUGCACAGACCAUGGCCAGUGUGACGAUGGUAUCUCGGGCUCUGGCUUUUGUUUCUGCAGUGAGGGUUGGACGGGACAGCACUGUGAGACAAAGCUGGAUGUGCAGCCCGUGUGCUCCCCACCCUGCGAUCCUCAUGCUGUAUGCCGCGAGGACAAUGUCUGCGAAUGCAACCUGGAUUAUGAGGGGGAUGGCCACAAAUGUACACCGAUUGACCACUGCCGGAAUGGACAUGGCGGCUGCAGCCAGCAUGCCAACUGCAGCCAGCAGGGCGUCCUUGUGAUCUGUACUUGCCACCCUGACUAUGAAGGUGAUGGAGUGUUCUGUCGGGCCCGGGACCGCUGUGCAGAUGGCCAGAACGGAGGCUGUAGUGAGCAUGCUGAAUGCAUUAGCACCGGCCCUAACGCGCGCCGCUGUGAGUGCCGAGCUGGCUAUGUGGGGAGUGGAGUCCAGUGCCUGGUGGAGGCUGUGCCCCCUGAGGAUCGAUGCCUGGAGAGCCCUGGGCCCUGCCACCCAGAGGCCAUCUGCACUGACCUGCACUUCCAAGAGAAGCGGGCCGGGGUGUUCCACCUGCAGUCCCGGGAGGGCAAGUACAGGCUGAGCUUCAGGGAGGCCCAGGAGCAGUGCGCGGCGCAGGGCGCCGUCUUAGCUUCCUUCGAGCAGCUUUCAGCGGCUCAGCAGCUCGGCUUCCACCUGUGCUACGGCUGGCUCUCCAACGGCACGGCCGCUUACCCCAGCGUCUACCCCGGCGCCGGCUGCAGCCGCGUGGGCGUCGUCACGCAGGGAGCCCCGGGCAGCCCCGGCGCGCGCUGGGACGCCUACUGCUACCGCGUGCAGGACGUGAGGUGCCAGUGCCGGGCCGGCUUCGUGGGGGACGGGAGCGCGGUCUGUAACGGGAAGCUGCUGGACGUGCUGGCCGCCAAUGCCAACUUCUCCACCUUCUAUGGGUUGCUGCUGGAUUACGCCAACACCACGCAGCCGGGCCUGGAGUUCCUCGGCUUCCUCUCUGACGAGCUGACCUCCAAGACUCUCUUCGUCCCCCUCAACUCUGGUUUUGGGGACAACGUGACGCUGAGCUGGAAGGACCUGGAGCUGCACGCGUCCAACGUCACCUUUCUGAGCCUGAACCUCAGUCAGAGCGCCGUCCUUCCUGCCCACUCGGGCCACCAGCUUUUCAUCAGCAACGACUCUGCUGGCAACAGUACCGGGUUCAAGGGGGGCUUUGAUGUGGUGAGAGUCAGUGCUAUUGUGGAGUGGGAUAUCAUCGCCUUCAAUGGCAUCAUCCAUGCCAUCCAGAGCCCCCUCACCGUGCCCCCCGAGCUGGAGGCUCCCGUGGCCAGGAGCACCACUUCUGUAGCAGUCGGCUUGUCCACUGCCUUGGGAACGGGGCUGGUUUUGGGACUGGUGGCCCUGUAUUUCCACUACAAAGUCAAGGGCCAAGGAUUCCAGUUCCAUUAUUUCAAGGCCGAAGAUGAUGACGAUGACUUCUCGCCCUGGCAAGAAGGACCCAGCCCGCCCCUGAUCUCUGUGCCCAACCCCACUUUUGAUGGCUGUGACAGCUUCUACGAGCCCUUUGAUGACUCAUUACUUGAUAAGGAGUUCCCGGACACCCACAGAAUCCUUGAGGAGGACUAAGGGGGCCUGGGAGGAGCCUCUUCACUACACCCAGCUCCGCCCCAUCCCCGUUCCCAGGAAUGUUUACAUGGGUCUGAGUGAGCCCAGAAGGGGGUGCCCACCCUUAUUUGCACAGCCUCCUCCUGCAGGGGCCGGGGCCAGUACGAGCCUGCGGGAGACACGUGGCCUGGCACCUCCAGCCUACUCCCCGUCCCUCUCACCCUUUGCCACCUCAUGGGAUGUAGCGUCUGGCUCUGACCCAGACUUUCCUCAGGGGAUUUUUGGACGGACAUUGCCUUGGAUGGAGGGGAUGGGGAGGGGUCGGGUCACUCCUCUGGGGCCCAGCCCUGGCCAGAGGUCUGGCCUCAGGUCAGUUAUGAGGGGCACUGAGGGAGAAGCACAAAGCAGCUGUCACUGGAGCUCCUGAUCCGUACAACAGUCAUUUGAUGUUUAUUUGUCUUCUGUGAGGACCCUUGGCUACACAAAAUGGAUGCUUCCUCCUCAAUGCCCCCCAUUGCCCAGCAUCCCACGCCCAGGCCCAGAACAGCUCCUGUGACCCUCUAGUAGUGGAGGGAAGCAGUGGCCUCCCCAGGCCUCUUAGACACGUGUGGCGGCUUCCCCCUCCUGGGUUUGGGAGCCCUGCCCCAUCCUGCAGGAAGUGUCCAUGCCCUUAACACCCCUCCCCCACCCCCAUUCCUCCUCUGGGCAGACAGGGGCACUCCUGGGUCUCUCUGCCUCACAGGGGAGGGGCCCAUUGCACGAUUCAGCUCUCGGUGGCUGAUGUACCUCAGAUGGGGAUGGGGGGGGGCCUUUCAAAAACUCCUGUCAUUCAAAAAAUAAAAUUCUUGCGUCCAGCUUA